UAUGCUAGAGCUUACUUGUACUAAAACAAAUGUUUAUGUAUAAGAAGAAAGAAGAUUGGAAGAAUAGAUGCCAAAAAAAGAGAUUGUGAAUGGUUUUUGUUUCUGCUUGUUUGCAUUUCUAAACUUUCUAUAAGUCCCUCACCAGACUCCCUCAUUCCCCAGGCUCAAUAGCUGUAACCACAAGCUUCACCACCUCCCACCCCGAUGCAUUGAUGGCAUCAUCCGUUCUACCAGCCCACCAGAGGUAGCCGUCUUCAUCCAUGAUCCCUCUGUCCCCUGUGAGGAAAUAAUAAAAAUAUGACAUUUAAAGAGUUAACGUGGAUGCUCACUGAAGAAGCAUUUGUAAUGAAAAUGGCAAGAGCAAACAUCCUUCCAAUGGCCAUGGGAAACCUUGGGAUGUCAGAAAGGAAGAAGGCAGUGCCAGAAGUGGGAGACGGGGGACCUGAGUUGGGAAGGACCAGAAACCUGAAGCCAGUCCAUAUUCUGCCUGACUAUUUCCGUCUUGGCCCUGAUGUUUUUGGAAUUCUGUGGAAGUUGACCAUUAUUAUUACUUCUUUGGGAAUUUCCGCAUUUUUAAUUUUUCUCUGGAGAACCGUCCUUGCUGUAAAGCCUCGAGUAUAUCAAGUUAAUUUACAUCAAAUUUCUGAGAAGAAGAAGAAUUACUUGAAAGAAAACUCAGAACUGGCCAAAAAAAUAUCUGUUUAUGAACAGAAGAUCAAUGAAGCAAAGAAAUGUGCUCAAGAAAAUAAGAGGCAGAACAAGAUUCUUAGUGAUGAAGCACAUAAAUUGGAGAAAAACAUCAAAAUGCUUGGAAGCAUUAAUGACAUGAUUGAAAGUAUAUCUGCUGAACUGGCAUCUGACAGAGAUCGAAACAGGGAGAAUCAGGACUUGUCAGGAGAUGUGAGUGGAGGAUUCAAGGAUUCGAAGCAGACAGCCUCGACGUCUAAUAAAUGUAAUCUAGAAGGUAUGUUGAUUGUUGGGAAGAAACCCCAUAUAGUAAAAAUGAGUUUGCAGUGA
Molecule: messenger RNA, 1017 nt
Organism: Diceros bicornis minor
Lineage: Eukaryota; Metazoa; Chordata; Mammalia; Perissodactyla; Rhinocerotidae
Product: transport and Golgi organization protein 1 homolog
Exons: 9
Coding region: 298-1017 (239 amino acids)
Biological process (GO): protein secretion; vesicle cargo loading; endoplasmic reticulum to Golgi vesicle-mediated transport
Cellular component (GO): endoplasmic reticulum exit site; endoplasmic reticulum membrane
Source: RefSeq, a predicted model, not a curated record